Molecule: messenger RNA, 381 nt
Organism: Indicator indicator
Lineage: Eukaryota; Metazoa; Chordata; Aves; Piciformes; Indicatoridae
Gene: VPREB3
Product: V-set pre-B cell surrogate light chain 3
Exons: 2
Coding region: 1-381 (126 amino acids)
Biological process (GO): immunoglobulin production; immune response
Source: RefSeq, a predicted model, not a curated record
AUGGCCCUGGGCUUCAUGGUGCUGCUCCUGGUGGGGAUGGUGAGGACAGCUUCCAGGGCUCAGCCCGUGCUGCUCCAGCCGCCCGCCGUGUUGGUGCUGCCUGGGCAGACAGCUCGGCUGUCCUGCACCCUCAGCCUCCCCUACAAUAUCAGUGAGUUUGGAAUCUCCUGGUUCCAGCAACGCCCUGGGCGAAUAUCCCUCAGGUAUUUGCUCUACUACAACUCUGAGCAAGACAAGCACAAGCCCACCAAGGUUCCUGACCGCUUCUCUGCUACCAAAGACCUCGCCAGCAAUGCCUGCAUCCUCAUCAUCACCUCUGCUCGCCAGGAGGACAACGGCAGCUACUACUGCUCCCUGUCUCUUGCCUUCAAAUGGGCUUAG